Prorocentrum cordatum is the source of this 1287-nucleotide messenger RNA. NCBI's taxonomy places the organism in Eukaryota, Dinophyceae, Prorocentrales, Prorocentraceae. The record is from the annotation of a GenBank genome assembly.
AUGGGGUCUCACGGGGACGCCGGCUCCGUGGCCUACUGGCGGAGCCUGUGGGAGGCCGAGAGGGACGAGCUCGCGCGCUCGUCGCAAGUGCAGCAGAAGCUCCAAGCCGUGGUGCAGACGCUGCGGCAGAAGAGCGACGGGCUCGAGGCGGAGGUCGCCGAGCUCCGGGCAGCGGCGCCCCCGGACCCCCGUUGCGAGGAGCUGCAGGCGGAGCUCGAGGAGGCCGCCGACGCCCUGGCCCGCUCCGAGGCCCGCCGCCAGCUGUGCGCCUCCGAGGCCGCGGCGCAGAGGCACGAGCUGCGGGAGCACGAGGGCCGCGCCGCCGCCUCCCGCGCGGCCCUCGAGGAGUCCCGGGCGGCUGGGGCGCGGCUGGCGGAGGCUUGCCGGAGGGCCGCGGAGCGGCGCGAGGAGGCGCUGGCGCGCGCGCGCUCGAUGGUGACGGCCGACGCGCUGGCGCGCGCCGCGGCCGAGGCCGGGGACCUGCGCGGGCAGCUGCUGGAGCACGAGGCCGAGGCCGCGCGGCUGCGGCAGGCGCUGGCGGACAGCUGGGCCGCGCGCGGGGAGCCCGGGGAGCAGGCCGCCGGCGCCGGCGGGGCCGCUGGGCAGGAGAAGCAGGAGGAGGGCCCUGCGCUGGAGAGCCUCGACGACGUCGAGGAGCAGUUGAGGUGGCUGGCCGGCAUGCAGCAGCAGGCCUCGGCGGAGGUGCACCACGUGCUCAAGCUGGAGCGCACGGAGGCCGCGCUGCAGGCGCGGCUGCGGGAGGUCUCCGAGCAGCAGGCCGCCCUGCGCUCCGAGCGCGUGGACCUGGGGUGCGCCGGCCGCGCCAUGCGCGAGGCCAUGGCGACGCAGAGCGAGAUCUCCGUGGCGCGGGCCUCGGAGCUGGAGGAGGCCCGGCGCAGCACGGACGAGGACCGGGUGAAGCUGAUCUCGGAGAUCGCCGACGCGCAGGCGCGGCUGGAGGUCCUGGCCCCCGAGCUGCGGGACCUGGCCGAGCUCGAGGGCCGCCACGCCCGGCUCAGCGCCGAGCGCAAGGCCCUGGCGGACGCGAGCCAGCGGCUGCGCGACGUGAACGGGGCCCUUGGCGUGCUGCUCCUGGGCGACACUGGGUCCACACAUACACACACACACACACACACACACACACACUCAGAGGAGGGAUAUGUACCCAUACUGCUACCAUCCGCUCGUUUUCCCCCCUCUUUGGCCUCCUCGGAGGCCCUCGUCGCCACCGUUGGAUUCGCCCCGAGAUUCUGGUCAGAACGCACCCGGGGGAGGUCCUGGAAGUAG